AUGGACGAUCAUUCGGGCCUUUCCCAAGGCUCCAAGUCAGUCUUCCCCUUCGCCAUCGUGGUAUGGCUUGUUGUGCUCUGGAUAGGCUAUAGAGUCACUAUUGCAAUUUACAACAUAUCGCCCUUCCAUCCACUCGCCCGAUUUCCAGGCCCAAAGAUCGCAGCGGCGUCCUACCUCUACGAAGCUUACUACGACUGGUGGCUCGGAGGACGCUAUGGAAAAGUCAUCGCCCGCAUGCAUGAGCAAUACGGUCCCAUGGUACGCAUAAAUCCAGACGAACUACACUGCUCCGAUCCUGCCUUCACGGACGAGAUAUAUGCUGGCCCCGGUCGUGUACGCGAUAAGUGGCAGCAUCAAUUGAACACUGGUGGAGCCGGACCUGUUUCAGUAACUGGAUUUUCGACAGUGGACCAUGACCUGCACCGCGCGCGCAAGGCGCCACUGAGCAAGUUCUUCUCGCGCCAACAGAUGUUGAAGCUGGAGGGCGAGGUACACGAGUUUGCCAUGAUGACGGCAAACAAGAUGCUCGCUUCUGCUGGAAAGAGCGCUUUCGAUGUUAAAGAAGCGUUCAACUGCUAUACUGCCGACGUCAUUUCGCAGUACGCAUUCGGUGAGCCCAUGGGCUUCGUCGCGCAGGAGGGCUGGGAACCAAACUUCGCAACCUGGGUCAAGUCAUUCUUCAAGAGCGCGUAUAUGAUGCGCCACAAUGCCUUGGGCCGGAAGAUGGCGCAGGUCUUACCGUUCAUGGCCGAUUAUCUUGGUGAAGACAUCAAGGCUGUCAUGCGAGUCAUGAAUGUGACGAUUCCCGAGUAUAUUGGCCAGGCUCUGAAGAACCCAGAGAACGGACGUGUUUUCGCUGAAGUCAUGGGCAAGGACAAGACCAUGUCCGAGGAGGAGAAGUACCGCUACAACGGUGAAGGUUUCAACUUUUUGCUUGCGGGUACCGAAACUACUGCGGCUAUACUGACUGUGUUCACGUACUGGACAUUGGCAAAGCCAGAAAUCUACAAGAGACUCAUGUCUGAUCUCUCUGCCGCUGGUAUCAACACGCAGACGCUCAAAUGGAUCGAAUUAGAGAAGGUGCCGUACUUCUGGGCUAUUCUGCAAGAGUGUCUGCGUAUGAUGCCCGGUGUAUCCCACCGGUCGGCCAGGAUCGCACGCGAGGAAGACUUGCACUACGUAUCGGCGGACGGCAAAUCUGACUGGGUUGUUCCGAGAGGCACACCCAUUGGCAUGACAUCCAUGAUCAAUCAUUGGAACCGAGAGCUUUUCCCUGACCCUGAUGAGUUCCUUCCCGAACGUUGGUUGUUGGAGGACGGAUCGCAAAACUAUGCGCUACAGAAGAAACUGAUCGCGUUUGGAAAAGGAAGCCGCAGCUGCAUUGGUGAGCAGUUGGCGUACUGUGAGCUGUACAUCAUGGGCGCGUACAUGGCUCUCAACGUUCUUCCGAGGGCGAAACUCGUCGAUACCGUGAAGGAGGACAUCUCGUAUGACCACGACUUGAUCGUUGCGCAAACAACGAAGGGCUCCAUUUCGGUUCGCGUCGCUAUUGAGUAG
Alternaria atra is the source of this 1557-nucleotide messenger RNA. RefSeq lists its product as uncharacterized. Gene Ontology annotation, molecular function: iron ion binding; heme binding; oxidoreductase activity, acting on paired donors, with incorporation or reduction of molecular oxygen. The coding region runs from base 1 to 1557 and encodes 518 amino acids. NCBI's taxonomy places the organism in Eukaryota, Fungi, Ascomycota, Dothideomycetes, Pleosporales, Pleosporaceae. The record is from RefSeq and is a predicted model, not a curated record. The transcript is spliced from 2 exons.